AUGAGCCUAUCCGAUUCAGCAAAAGCGGGUAUAAUCAUGGCAGUCCUCUCGUUCCUACUCCUCGGCUUGGUCAUCCUUUACUGUACCAACCGUCAUCACCAGCGAAACACCCCCUCGAAAGCAACAACUACGUCUUCCCCCAUAGGUUCAGAGUCUCCAAAGUCCUCCCCGCCGCAGCUUACGGGCACCAACAAGCGCACCGGUAUCCUAGGCCUACAGCGUCAACAACAACACACGCGGUACCCAAGCCUAGAACACGGAUCUGGUCCAACUCUGGUCACAACGCCCCCGCCUAACACACCAGCAGUCGAUACGAUUAGAGCAGUUAUAACUACACCUGCGACAUCUUCAGCGUGCAUUAGGGUGCAGCCUCCUGCUACUGGGGCAUCGAACAACCGGAGUAGUUUGCAUCAGGCCAUGUUAGAUGUGGGUGCAGAGGACAGUCAGAAGAAUUGCAAUGAUUCUGUCGAGGAGGACGGUGAGGAUAUUAAGACUAAGAAUUUGAAGAACAGCCCCGCCGGCAAAGCAUAUACCGGAGCUUGGCCUUUGCGCGAUAUCAGCAGUGCGUAUGAUGAUCGAUGA
This is a messenger RNA of Alternaria atra, 582 nucleotides long. RefSeq lists its product as uncharacterized. The record is from RefSeq and is a predicted model, not a curated record. NCBI's taxonomy places the organism in Eukaryota, Fungi, Ascomycota, Dothideomycetes, Pleosporales, Pleosporaceae. The transcript has a single exon. The coding region runs from base 1 to 582 and encodes 193 amino acids.